UCUCGCGGCAACUGCAGGAAGGCGCCAAAAGAAGAAAAACCUUGAGAAGUAUCGCAGCCACAAUAACAGAGGGGAAAUAGGCCAAAAACGAGCCUUUUACGCUACGCUAUGUGACUAACUUCAUUUUUAAUAUAGAGAUUUUAGGCUUAGUUGGUUAGUUUUUUUCGUCUGGUACAGAGAGCUAAUAACAGAAGAUGGUUUUGCAGAACAGCGGACGAUACAGAGCGGACAGGGGCCAACCUGGAGCAGACCAAGACAACCAGGAUGAUGGAUCUUCCAUGUCGGCGCUCAAGCGGCUGGAGCGCAGCCAGUUUACCGAUGACAUGGACGCCCGCUUCGGCUUUGACAGGAUCAAGGAACCCGGGGAGAAAACCGGCUGGCUGAUCAACAUGCACCCCACGGAGAUCCUGGAUGAAGACAAAAGGAUGAUCAGUGCUGUGGACUAUUAUUUUAUCCAGGAGGACGGGAGCAGAUUCAAGGUGGCUCUACCCUUCAAGCCUUACUUCUACGUAGCAACUAAAAAGAACUGCGAGCGAGAGGUCAUCUCCUAUUUAUCCAAGAAGUUCCAAGGAAAGGUGGCAAAACUUGAAAUUGUUCCAAAGGAGGACUUGGACUUGCCGAACCAUCUAGUUGGACUGAAGAGAAACUACAUCAAGCUCUCAUUCAACACCGUGGACGACCUCAUCAAAGUCAAGCGUGAGAUUUCUCCUGCCGUACGCAAGAAUAGAGAGAGGGAACAGUCCAACGACGCCUACACGUCCAUGUUGUCCAGCGCUCUAGCAGGAGGCAGUGUGACCUCGGCUGACGAUGACGGGACGCUCAAGAGUAUCGCUGACCAGCUGGAUAAUAUAGUGGACAUGAGAGAGUAUGAUGUGCCGUAUCAUGUCCGCGUGUCCAUCGACCUGAAGAUUCAUGUGGCUCACUGGUACAACGUCCGAUACAGAGGCAGCACCUUUCCACCAGAGAUAGUGCGAAGAGACGAUCUAGUGGAGCGCCCGGACCCGGUUGUUUUGGCUUUUGAUAUCGAAACCACCAAACUUCCUCUGAAAUUCCCAGACGCGGAGACGGACCAGAUCAUGAUGAUCUCCUACAUGAUUGACGGACAGGGCUUUCUAAUCACAAACAGGGAGAUCGUCUCCGAGAACAUCGAGGACUUUGAGUUCACCCCCAAACCGGAAUAUGAAGGGCCUUUCACAGUUUUUAACGAGGAUGACGAGGCGGCUCUUAUCCAGAGGUGGUUCGAUCACGUUCAGGAAACCAAGCCAAACAUCUUCGUAACCUACAACGGAGACUUCUUUGACUGGCCUUUUGUUGAGACGCGUGCAGCACUCCAUGGGCUUAGCAUGCACCGGGAAAUUGGUUUUCAGAAGGAUAGCCAGGGAGAGUAUAAAUCCACUCAAGCCAUCCACAUGGACUGCCUCAGGUGGGUAAAGAGGGACAGCUACCUGCCUGUAGGGAGUCACAAUCUGAAGGCAGCAGCCAAGGCUAAACUAGGCUACGACCCAGUGGAGCUGGACCCAGAGGAGAUGUGCCGUAUGGCGACUGAAGAGCCGCAGACCUUAGCUACCUACUCUGUGUCAGAUGCUGUGGCCACAUAUUACCUUUACAUGAAAUAUGUUCACCCGUUCAUCUUCGCCCUGUGUACCAUCAUCCCCAUGGAGCCCGAUGAGGUGCUGCGUAAAGGUUCUGGUACCCUGUGUGAAGCCUUGCUCAUGGUGCAGGCCUUCCACGCCAACAUCGUGUUCCCCAACAAGCAGGAGCAGAUCUUUAACAAGCUGACAGACGAUGGUCACGUCCUGGAUUCAGAGACUUAUGUGGGCGGCCAUGUGGAGGCGCUAGAGUCCGGAGUUUUCCGCAGUGACAUCCCCUGUCGUUUUAAAAUGAACCCAGCCGCGUUCGACUUCCUGCUUCAAAGAGUGGAGAGGACGAUGCGUCACGCCAUCGAAGAGGAGGAGAAGAUUCCUCUGGAGCAGGUUACCAAUUUUAACGAGGUAUGCGAUGAAAUCAAAAAGAAGCUGACUUCCUUGAAGGACGUUCCAAACAGGAUCGAAUGCCCCCUCAUCUACCAUCUGGAUGUCGGGGCGAUGUACCCCAACAUCAUUCUGACAAACCGUCUGCAGCCGUCAGCUAUGGUCGAUGAGGCCACAUGUGCUGCCUGUGACUUUAACAAACCCGGGGCCACCUGCCAGAGGAGGAUGGCGUGGCAGUGGAGAGGAGAAAUCAUGCCUGCAAGCCGCAGUGAGUUCCACCGCAUCCAGCAGCAGCUAGAGUCGGAGAAGUUCCCCCCUCUGUUCCCUAAUGGUCCUCCUCGGGCCUUCCACGCUCUGAACAGGGAGGAGCAGGCCAAACACGAGAAGAAACGCCUCGCAGAUUAUUGUAAGAGGGCCUACAAGAAGGUUCAUGUGACGCGAUUGGAGGAGCGAGUCACCACCAUCUGCCAGAGAGAAAACUCCUUCUACGUCGACACAGUCAGAGCAUUCAGGGAUCGCCGUUAUGAAUUCAAAGGACUCCACAAAGUGUGGAAGAAGAAGCUGUCGGCUGCUCAGGAUAACGGAGAUGCUGCUGAGGUGAAACGCUGUAAAAACAUGGAGAUCCUGUAUGAGUCUCUUCAGCUGGCUCAUAAAUGCAUCCUUAACUCCUUCUAUGGCUAUGUCAUGAGAAAAGGAGCGCGCUGGUACUCCAUGGAGAUGGCUGGCAUCGUCUGCUUCACUGGAGCGAACAUCAUAACUCAGGCCAGAGAGCUCAUUGAACAAAUAGGGAGACCCCUGGAGUUGGACACUGACGGGAUCUGGUGUGUCCUCCCUAACACCUUCCCUGAGAACUUUGUGGUAAAAACCAGCAAUGAGAAAAAGCCCAAAGUGACGAUCUCUUACCCGGGGGCCAUGCUCAACAUCCUGGUGAAAGAGGGAUUCACCAAUGACCAGUAUCACGAGCUGGUGGACCCGACGUCACUAACUUACAACGUUCGGGCAGAGAACAGCAUCUUCUUCGAGGUGGACGGACCUUAUCUGGCAAUGAUUCUGCCUGCCUCCAAAGAGGAAGGGAAGAAGCUGAAGAAGAGGUAUGCUGUGUUUAAUGAGGACGCUUCCUUGGCUGAGCUCAAAGGUUUUGAGGUGAAGAGGAGAGGUGAGCUCCAGCUCAUUAAGAUUUUCCAGUCCUCUGUCUUUGAGGCUUUUCUCAAAGGCACCACUCUGGAGGAGGUCUACGCUUCAGUGGCCAAAGUGGCCGACUACUGGCUGGACGUGCUCUAUAGCAAGGCCGCCAACAUGCCAGAUGCUGAGCUGUUUGAGCUGAUCUCAGAGAACCGCUCCAUGUCCAGGAAGCUGGAGGACUACGGCGAGCAGAAGUCCACGUCCAUCAGCACGGCAAAGAGGUUGGCCGAGUUCCUAGGAGACCAGAUGGUGAAAGACGCAGGUCUGAGCUGUCGUUACGUCAUCUCCAGAAAACCAGAGGGUUCCCCUGUCACAGAAAGGGCCAUUCCUCUGGCCAUCUUCCAGGCAGAGCCCAGUGUGAAGAAACAUUUCCUUCGGAAGUGGUUAAAGAUGCCGAGCCUGCAUGACUUGGACAUUCGCUCUAUCCUGGAUUGGAGUUAUUACAUUGAGAGGUUGGGUAGUGCAAUCCAAAAAAUCAUCACUAUCCCUGCAGCUCUGCAGCAGGUGAAGAACCCAGUCCCAAGAGUGAGGCAUCCCGACUGGCUUCACAAGAAGCUGCUGGAGAAAAACGAUAUAUACAAGCAAAAGAAAAUCAGCGAACUGUUCACCAGUGAGGGCAAGAGACAGAUUGCCCACCAGCCUCUUGAAGCUGGGCAAACUGUAGACAUGGAGGACUUUGGGAUGCCACCUAAACCCCUGCAGCCAGCCAUCCUCAUCAGCACCAAGAGGAAGCGGGUUUCUCAAGGAGAGGACAGCCAGGUGGAGUCGCAGGACGUGGAGCUCACACAGUCCUGGAGAGAAAUCCUGGGACCUCCACCCCCUAUGGGGAAAACACGGGAGGAGCGACUUGUGUGGCUGCGUUAUCACAAGAAAAAAUGGGAGCUGCAGCUGAGGCAGAGAAAGGAGAAGAAGAAGAGAAGGAAACUGCUGGACGGAGAAUCCCAACCUGUGGGGGGAGUCAUUAGAGGUGGGCCCACCACCGGACUGGGAAGCUUUCUGCGCCGAACAGCACGCAGCAUCCUGGACAUGCCAUGGCAGAUUGUUCAGAUUGCAGAGACCAACCACCCUGGUCUGUAUAAGCUGUGGGCUGUGAUUGGAAACGACCUUCACUGCAUGAAACUAAACAUCCCGCGCGUUUUCUACGUCAACCAGAAGGUACCAAAACAAGACGACGGAGGAGUCGCUUACAGGAAGGUGAACCGCAUGCUGCCUCGCUCCAACAUUGUGUACUACCUCUAUGAGUACUCUGUGCCAGAAGACAUGUAUCAGAAGCACAUCAAUGAGAUCAAUGCUGACCUCUCUGCUCCAGACAUUGAAGGUGUCUAUGAAACACAGGUCCCCCUGCUGUUCCGUGCAUUGGUGCAGCUGGGAUGUGUUUGCAUGGUGAACAAACAUGUGGUCAGGGAUCUGGCCGGCAGGGAGACCGACUCCUUCGACCUGGCACAUCUGGAGAUGAGGUCUCUGGCCCAGUUCAGCUACCUGGAACCUGGGAGUGUUCGCCACAUAUAUUUAUACCAUCACAGCCAAGGUCAGAAGGCUCUGUUCGGCCUGUUUAUCCCCUCUCAGCGCAAAGCAAGCAUCUUCGUCCUGGACACGGUGAGAAGCAACCAAAUGCCCAACCUGAGUAAUCUCUACACAGCUGAGCGGGUUGCUCUCUUGGAGAAGACGACAGAGGAGCUUCUGCCUCCAGAAAAACACGCCUUCGAGGUUCGAGCUGAAAAUGACAUCAAAGCCAUCUCUCGCGCUCUUCAGCGCAUCCUGCUGAACUACAAGGAUGAGCGGCGGGGGCCUACUCUCAUCGCUGUGCAGUCUAACUGGGAGCUGCGGCGACUGGCAGCCGGGAUGCCUGUGCUUGAGGAGUUCCCAGUCGUUCCAGUACAUGUGGUGGACGAGAUCAGCUACAAUGUGCUGGACUGGCAACGCCUCGGUGCCCGCCGCAUGAUCCGUCAUUACCUCAACCUGGACAGCUGCCUGUCGCAGGCUUUCGACAUGGCCAGAUAUUACCACCUUCCUGUGGGGAACCUGCCUCAGGAUGUGUCCAUCUUUGGCUCAGAUUUGUUCCUAGCGAGACAUUUACGGAAACACAACCACCUGCUGUGGCUUUCUCCCACCUCAAGACCAGACCUUGGAGGAAAGGAGGCUGAUGACAGUCGCUUGGUCAUGGAAAACGACGAGAGGGGUUCUGUGGAGAUAAACUCUCAGGGAUGUUACUCCACAGCUUGUGUGGAGUUGGACCUGCAGAGUCUGGCAGUAAACACAAUCCUCCAGUCGCAACAUGUCAACGACAUGGAGGGCGGAGCCAGUCUGGGCGUCAGUUUUGAUGUGAUCCAGCAGGCCUCGUUGGAGGACAUGAUGUCAGGAAACCAGGGCGCCAGCGCUUUGGCUAGCUACGACGAGACGGCGCUGUGCUCCAACACCUUCAGGAUCUUAAAAAGCAUGGUGGUGGGAUGGGUGAGGGAGAUCACACAGUACCACAACGUUUAUGCAGACAACCAGGUGAUGCAUUUCUACCGCUGGCUGCGCUCUCCGAGUUCUCUGCUCUAUGACCCGGCGCUGCAUCGCACCCUGCACAACAUGAUGAAGAAGGUGUUUCUGCAGCUAGUUGCUGAGUUCAAACGUCUCGGGUCAACCGUGGUGUAUGGGAACUUUAACAGGAUCAUCUUGUGCACAAAAAAACGAAGGAUUGACGACGCUGUUGCCUAUGUGGAAUACAUCACCAACAGCAUACAUACGAAAGAAAUCUUCCACUCUCUGUCCAUUUCCUUUUCACGAUGCUGGGAGUUCCUGUUGUGGAUGGACCCAGCCAACUACGGUGGUGUGAAGGGCAAACUGCCUUCCAGCAUUUUGUACGGGGAGGAAGGAGCCAAACAGAAAACACACAAACAAGGAGACGAAGAUGAAGGCAGUGAAGAUGAAGAUGAGGAUGCUGUGGAAGAAGAUGAUGGAGAUGCAGAGACUGAUGAGGUUGAAGAGCUGAUAGAGAGCAACUGGAAUAUCAUGCAUUAUCUCCCCCAAACAGCCUCCUGUCAGAAAUACUUUCUCAUGAUUAUAUCAGCCUACAUAGCUGCAGUCUACCACAGCAUGAAAGAGGAGCUAAGACGCAAUGCUCCUGGAGCAACGCCUAUCAAGAGACGUGGAGGCAGCCAGGCAUCCCAGCAGGCAGCCGGAGACUUGAGUGCGCUUCCUGGAAUGAUCUCCUUCUCCCAGGAGUACGUGGCCAGUGAGCUGACCCAAAACAUUUUCACUAUCACCCAAAAGAUCCAGAAAAAAGUUACGGGAACCAGAAACGUAACCCAGACCUCGGAGAUGUUCCCCGUCCUGCCCGGUUCACAUCUGCUGCUCAACAAUCCAGUGCUUGAGUUUGUCAAAUACGUCUGUCAGGUCCUUUCACUAGAUGCUAACAUCGUGAAUCAGGUAAACAAGCUAAAGAGAGACCUCCUGCGACUCGUGGAUGUGGGAGAGUUUUCUGAGCAAGCCCAGUUUCGUGAUCCCUGUAACUCCUAUAUACUGCCAGAAGUCAUCUGUCACCAUUGCAACUUCUGUCGGGACCUGGAUCUCUGCAAAGACCCAUCUGUGGCACAGGAUGGGUCUGUUUUGCCUCAGUGGUUCUGCUCAAACUGCCAGAUGCAAUAUGAAACUGACUCUAUUGAGAUGGCGCUGGUGGAAGCUCUGCAGAAGAAACUUAUGAGCUACACUCUGCAGGAUCUGGUGUGCACCAAAUGCAAAGGGGUGAAAGAAGCCAACAUGCCCCUUUACUGCACAUGUGCUGGAGACUUCAACCUGACUUUUUCAGCCAAGAGCUUCUCCGAGCAGAUCACGGUCUUUCGAAACAUAGCUUCCCACUACAACAUGAGAUUCCUGGAGGAGACCAUUGAAUGGCUGCUUGUGAUGAGCCCUCAGUUCAGCCAGAACAGGAACUGAUGAGAAACGCAGUGAAAAUUCCUCCCACUGUGGAUCUGGAAAACACUGAGUGCUGAAACCCCGCACAGCUAAGCAGCUAUCAUCUCAGGUUUUGUUAUUAUUGAUGGACAGUGAUCAGCUUGCAAGGUGGAGAAAGUGUGGGACUGUAAAUAUGGUUAAAUGUGUGUCUGUUUUCCAUUUAGAUUUUUAUAUUUGUAUGAAUGUCAGAUGUUGAAUAAUAAAGCAGAAGUCCUUAAACUUUGUAAUUUCUUUUAUGCCUUUGACUUUAAAUCUGAGAUUAAAAAGCCAUCAUCUUUCCAAA
Messenger RNA from Cyprinodon tularosa, 7374 nucleotides. RefSeq names its product polymerase (DNA directed), epsilon (gene pole). Bases 195 to 7073 code for a protein of 2292 amino acids. Gene Ontology annotation, biological process: base-excision repair, gap-filling; nucleotide-excision repair, DNA gap filling; DNA replication proofreading. Lineage: Eukaryota; Metazoa; Chordata; Actinopteri; Cyprinodontiformes; Cyprinodontidae. The record is from RefSeq and is a predicted model, not a curated record. The transcript has 48 exons. Gene Ontology annotation, cellular component: epsilon DNA polymerase complex; nucleus. Gene Ontology annotation, molecular function: zinc ion binding; nucleotide binding; DNA binding.